CGUAAUAGCAUCACAGAAUAGAUUUGAUGUGAUAGCACAAACUAUUGGAGACUGCGUACUUGUCAGUAAUACGGUUAUUUUACUAAGUUUUAUACUGUGUCGUAAAUCCAUUUACAAUUAACAUUUAACAUUAAUAUUGGUAUAACAUUAUAAAAUCAAUUGAGAAAUGGAAUCUAAAUUAAUACCCACACGUGCUUUUGUCAAUGGUUCAUAUUUGAUGAAAUACAUCGACAAACCAGUCACUUUGAUUGGUAGUGUAGUAAAGGUCAGUGAUGAUAGCAAAACAUUAACAUUACAAACAACAGACGACCAAGUAGUAACAGUUAACUUCCAUGAGGCCAUUGACAGUUCAUUAGAUGGAUGGGUAGAAGUGCAUGGUUUGGCCAAGGAUAAAUCAACUGUUGGCGGAGAGAGUUAUUACAAUUUGCCAUCAUCAAUUACUGUUGACUUCGAGAAACAACAAUUCAAUGAAACUAUUCGGUUAAUAUACACCUUAGCAAAUCCAUUGAAGUAAUUAACGUUAAUUAAAUUUCAAGUCAUGGAUAGAUAAAUAUUAAGUUAAUAUUUACUGAAUUUUGUAUUUAAAUAUUAUCAU
Sipha flava (yellow sugarcane aphid) is the source of this 595-nucleotide messenger RNA. RefSeq lists its product as uncharacterized. The coding region runs from base 167 to 514 and encodes 115 amino acids. The transcript is spliced from 3 exons. Gene Ontology annotation, cellular component: DNA replication factor A complex; site of double-strand break; nucleus. The record is from RefSeq and is a predicted model, not a curated record. Lineage: Eukaryota; Metazoa; Arthropoda; Insecta; Hemiptera; Aphididae. Gene Ontology annotation, biological process: nucleotide-excision repair; DNA replication; base-excision repair. Gene Ontology annotation, molecular function: single-stranded DNA binding; damaged DNA binding.